Molecule: messenger RNA, 1590 nt
Organism: Besnoitia besnoiti
Lineage: Eukaryota; Apicomplexa; Conoidasida; Eucoccidiorida; Sarcocystidae
Exons: 3
Coding region: 1-1590 (529 amino acids)
Source: RefSeq, a predicted model, not a curated record
AUGGCAGCCUACCGUGGCCAUGUGCCGGAAGUAUCUCUCACCUCGGGUGUAUCGCUCGCGUUCCACGGCAAAUGCGGACAGCCCGACUUGAAAGCACAACAGCAGCGCGAAUCGGUGCUGACAGAGGCCGAUAUACGGAAAAUCAAGGAGCUGCUAUCCGGAGAUACAACGUCGCCUAGGAAAGCGGCAGAUGCAGAGAAACGCCGGCAAGAUCACGCGCAGUCCAUGAAGAGGGUACAAAAAUGGGCUAAUACUGUGCACUCGAAUUUGGCGAAACGCCGACAGUUGAACGCCAAGCGUUUAGCAGACGAAGAGGCUGCCCGCGUGGUGGCUGACGAAGCGGAGGCCGUUCUCAAACACCAACGGCGACUCGAGGUCGUCAGACGCGCCAAAGCGAUGCUUGCAGCAGACAACGAAAGACAGCGCGCACUGAAAACAGCACUGAUGCGGCGCGACUGGCUUGAGGGCCUUCAGGAACAGAAAAAGUGGAAACAACAGCUCGCACAACUCGACGCCGUGCGGGAAGCCCAUUUUGGAGCAGUACUGGCUCACGCCGAGUCUCAAAAAGAAGCCAGAGACACACGCGACCACGAGGAAAAAAACACAAAGAUGAAAGAGCUUCAGGCGGGGCGUCAGCUGCAGUUCAGCGAAGCGCACCAGAGACGAGCUCGAGAGAAGGAAGAGCGCGAAGAAAUGGGCAAACUCAUCCGUGAAAACUGCCGUCGCGACAGAGAGCUCAUUGAGGCUCAAGAAGAACAGAAGCGUCUGAAGCACCGAGAACAGCAGCGAGCGAUGAUGCGGCAACUGGAUGAAGCGAUUCGCCUCGACAGGCAUCGCAGGGAGAGCGAACGACUGGAAGAAGAAGCUGCAAUGUCCCAGGCGGCGGUGUACGAGAAGCGCCAGGCAAUGGUGAAGGAGAGGGAGACACACCUUCGGCAAGAGGAAGCGAAAGCGAGGGAAACUCGCAUUCAAGAUAUGUCCCGGCGCCUCGAAAAAUUACUAGCCGAAGAAGCGCAGCGCCUCACCCGCGACGUGGAAAUUCAGCAAGCGAAAGAGGCCGCGCGAGCCGACGCGGAAAAGCAGAAACGUGAAGAGCAGUACCGCCUAAUGGCUCAGGACCGGGCGGCCCAAGUCGAGCGGAAAAGGGAGCACGCGCAGAGGCAAAGAGAAGCCGACGCAGAUUUGACUCGCAGCCACCUGGAAGCAUCGAAACGUGAAGAAGAGAAGGAGUUGCGAACUGCGGAGGAGCGAAAGCGAGCGAUGCGAGACGUCGCAGAGAUUCAGAAGCAGCAAAUGUUCGAAAAAAAGCAGCAGCGCCUCCAAGAAAGAAACGAAGAAAAGCGAACAUUCAAUGAGGCGUUCAAGGAACUUGUGCAGCAGGAAGAAAGUGUAGAUGCGCUCGCGGCACACUGUGUCGAAAAUGCCAUCCAAGCUGGGCAAAGCCCUGAUCCAAUCGUCGCGACAAUGAACCGAUUCCUGAUCACAUCGGGGGCGCGUCCCAGCCGAAAAGCUUCUCAAAUGAAGUCAAGCAAUAUCUUCAAUCUCCACGUUGGGCCCAGCGAUAGUGAGGAGGAGUCGCUUCGCCGAUGA